AGCUACACUGUGAAGAUGACUACCUUCUGAAGCACAAUUUUUUUGGCAGUCAUUGGCAGUCACUUUCUGCAAGAGGCUCUCUGAGUUGUGUAAGUGUCUCUUUAUGUGGUCGCGAAUCUUCGGUGGAGAGGAGGCUGAAAACUGGGACUAACUGACUUUGACUGGGACUAGUUGACCUUGAAUGACUUCGCCAGUCUGGCACUAGGAAGCGCACGCAUAUUGUGCAGGUGAGUUCCUCUGUCAGCACCGUCACAACUGUCCAGCCAUAACAAUGACGACGUUGAGGUCCACCCUCCUGGUCAGUCUGUGUCUGACCUGUGCCCAUCUCCUUGACCCAGCGUCUGGUCAGCAGCAGCAGGUGGUCAGUGCUCCGUCCGGCUCCUACAUGGGCUCCACUCUCACAGCGUUCAACGGCAUGGAGUACCUGGCAUACCGCGGGAUUCCUUACGCCGAGCCGCCCACCGGCGACCUCAGGUUCCGGAAACCUGUCGCAAAGACCCCUUUGAGCGGAGUUUACAACGCGACGGAGUUCAAACCCUUCUGCCUUCAGUUCCGACCCGGUCUCUUCGGGCAAGGCGUAGAAGACUGUCUUUACCUCAAUGUCUACACACCGACCUCUGACCCCAGGCGGAAACCCAGGAAGGUGUUUGUGUUUGUCCACGGAGGAGGUAAUCAGAACGGCUUCUCUGACCUCUAUGUCCCCGGGUCACUCGUGUCCUGGUUUGACCUUGUGGUUGUGACCUUCAACUACCGUCUUGGCUUCCUGGGCUUCCUCAGCACUCAGACGCCGGCCUGCCUGGGGAACUUUGGCCUGUGGGAUCAGAUCACGGCUCUGAGAUGGGUGAAGGACAACAUAGCGUCCUUCGGGGGUGAUCCUGACGCGGUGACG
Messenger RNA from Aplysia californica (California sea hare), 889 nucleotides. Its product is annotated as cholinesterase. The record is from RefSeq and is a predicted model, not a curated record. NCBI's taxonomy places the organism in Eukaryota, Metazoa, Mollusca, Gastropoda, Aplysiida, Aplysiidae.